UGGAAGAAUUUUAACAAGCCUCGUUUGGACGUGACUAGAAAGAGACAGGCGCGUAACUUACAGAUCAAUUCUUGGUUAACUUUUGAUUUUUAAGCUUGCACAGUUAAAAAAAAAUCAAGAUGAUUUCAGCCUGCUUAGAGUUCCUCGGCUUGGGCCUGUGUGUGGCGGGCACACUGAUGGUGAUGGUGGCGUGUGGCUUACCGAUGUGGAAAGUGUCCGCUUUCAUCGACGGCAACAUCGUGGUGGCGCAGACCAUCUGGGAAGGACUGUGGAUGACCUGCGCGGUGCAGAGCACGGGCCAGAUGCAGUGCAAGGUGCACGACUCUGUACUGGCGCUCACGCAAGACCUGCAGACGGCCAGGGCUCUCACCAUCAUCUCCGCCGUGCUCGGAGUCAUCGGGCUAUCCUUCACCAUCGCCGGAGCGCAGUGCACCAACUGCAUCAAGACCGAGAGCAUCAAAGCCAAGGUGGUGAACUGCGGUGGAGUGAUCUACAUCAUCAGUGGUCUGUUCGUCCUCAUCCCUCUCUGUUGGAUGGCGAAUAACAUCAUCUCCAACUUCUACGACCCACAAGUGCCCGCCGCCAAGAAGAGGGAGAUUGGAGCCGCCCUGUACAUCGGCUGGGCGGCUGCGGGGCUUCUGCUGACCGGGGGCACUAUUCUGUGUUGCUCGUGUCCAGAACACUUCAAGUCCACGUAUCCCAUUAAGUACGCGCCGACAAAGAGUAUCACCCAAAACGGGGACUAUGACAAAAGAAAUUACGUUUAAGUUUAAUUUUGUCCAACGGACUUAUAGAUGCUUAUUUUUGUGCCUGACAAACUUCACGUGAAGACUGUGUGGCUGACGCACAGCUCACGAGCGCGCAUUCCAAGUCGCUCCCAAGAACUGCUGCUAUUUUGGUGAAGUCGUGCCAUCUUCCAGAAACUCACACCUGCCAUGGCGACUUGCUCUGCGCACGGACUGCCAAGUGUUGUGGGGAACACUCUUGUUCGUUAGUCGUGUGCUGUAUCAAAUUUUACAAGCUCUUGGGGCAGAGCUGUGCCUAUUCAUUCGAGUUUGUCAAUGAACUGAAUCUUUAAGAUGACUAUUUUUUAUCUUAGCCUGUUGUUUUUUUCCAUAUAUAUAUAGGUCAACAGAAUGAGUAACUGGUGCUCAGAAACCCCACUGGCACAGUUUACAUAUGAUUUUCCUCCGGCAAUUAGACACGGUCUGGUCACACGGACUGUUCUAUGAAGCCCAUUGAAUAGUUCCCAUUGUUUGACAGUUGCAUACCAGCUAUGUGUAGCCUAUAUUUGGCUGCAUCGCCCACUGCAACAAUUGUUGAACUAUUGCAUUGUUGUGUCUGGCAAAUUGAAGGGGUUGUAAAUAUGUUUUGAUGUAGUUCCUAUUGUAUGCCUAUUCUUGACAUAAAAAUGCUUCCAUUCCCUUCUGCCCUGUGUAGAAAUUGGAUGUAUAGAUUUUAAUAAACUUGUUAAUGUUUUUCAAA
Messenger RNA from Engraulis encrasicolus (European anchovy), 1485 nucleotides. RefSeq names its product claudin 5b (gene cldn5b). NCBI's taxonomy places the organism in Eukaryota, Metazoa, Chordata, Actinopteri, Clupeiformes, Engraulidae. The transcript has a single exon. The record is from RefSeq and is a predicted model, not a curated record. Gene Ontology annotation, cellular component: bicellular tight junction; plasma membrane. Gene Ontology annotation, molecular function: structural molecule activity. Gene Ontology annotation, biological process: cell adhesion; bicellular tight junction assembly. The coding region runs from base 120 to 767 and encodes 215 amino acids.